AGCUUGUAAAAAGGAGCCGUUGGCGGCCUAAAGGUGAGAGGGCAGACGGGGUUAGCGAUUUUGAGGAAGGCAGAGGACCACCGGAAAAGCUCGUGAGCCUCGGGGCCCCUUCUCCUCCUACCCUCCUUUACCCUAAGGGUCCCCUAGCAGCGGGGACCGUCCCGGCCCGGUGUAUGGCCACAGAGUUCCAGUGUCAGGAUUCCAUGCCCUGUCACAAUCAGCAAGUAAACUCUGCUUCUACCCCAAGUCCCGAACCAUCGCUGAGAUCUGGCGACCCAAUUGAGGAUCAUGCUGAGGGCAAUAGUAGCGUUAUGGCGAAACUGACUCUCCUGGCCCGGCAUGCCCAUCCUAACGUGCUGGCUGACGACUCUCAGGCCUGUGGCAGCAGCGUCAACCUUCACUCCGAGAGCAACAGUGACAGUGGUGACAGUAACAACUACGACGCACCUGCGGGUGACUCCCUCCUAGGAGAAAGUGAACUCUCGGGACAGAUCGGGACUCAGCUUAAGCUGCUUCCCAUGAAUGAUCAGAUCCGAGAGCUGCAGACCAUCAUCCGGGACAAGACAGCCAGUAGAGGGGACUUCAUGUUUUCUGCGGAUCGUUUGAUCAGACUUGUUGUGGAAGAGGGAUUGAAUCAGCUGCCAUAUAAAGAAUGCAUGGUGACUACUCCAACAGGGUACAAAUAUGAAGGAGUGAAGUUUGAGAAGGGAAACUGUGGGGUCAGCAUAAUGAGAAGUGGUGAGGCAAUGGAACAAGGUUUACGAGACUGCUGUCGAUCCAUAAGAAUUGGAAAGAUCCUGAUUCAGAGUGAUGAGGAGACACAAAGAGCCAAAGUAUAUUAUGCCAAGUUCCCCCCAGACAUUUACCGGAGAAAAGUCCUUCUGAUGUAUCCAAUUCUCAGCACUGGAAAUACUGUAAUUGAAGCUGUAAAGGUCCUUAUAGAACAUGGAGUUCAACCUAGUGUUAUUAUCCUGCUCAGUCUCUUCUCUACUCCUCAUGGUGCCAAAUCAAUCAUUCAAGAAUUUCCAGAAAUCACAAUUUUAACUACUGAAGUCCAUCCUGUUGCACCUACACAUUUUGGACAGAAAUACUUUGGAACAGAUUAAAUUACUGAAAGAAAAGGAAGCAUUUUGUGUCAUGUUACAGUUGUGUCUUGACUCUGUAUUUCUUUUACUAGUUUGAGGAAUAAUAGAGAAAGAUACAUUAAAGAUACCUUUUAAUUUUGGAAAUGUGGAUAAUAAAAAGUCAGUAAGUAAGGAUUUUUAAUUUAGUUGGUUAUUUCUUGAUGGUACCAGACUUAACAAAGAGUCGGCACACAAAUCUUAAUAAUAUGCUUAUGGAGAUUGCUGACUUCUCAUUUAGUACAUUGGAAUUGUUCCCUAAUUUAUGAUUUUCUUAGUUUGGAAGUUACUUGUAGCUAUGAAUAAAACUCAAAUGAGAGUCCUUCCUUUGCCCACUACAGUUUA
Messenger RNA from Perognathus longimembris pacificus (Pacific pocket mouse), 1466 nucleotides. RefSeq names its product uracil phosphoribosyltransferase homolog (gene Uprt). The coding region runs from base 174 to 1106 and encodes 310 amino acids. NCBI's taxonomy places the organism in Eukaryota, Metazoa, Chordata, Mammalia, Rodentia, Heteromyidae. The transcript has 7 exons. The record is from RefSeq and is a predicted model, not a curated record.